Molecule: messenger RNA, 992 nt
Organism: Chanos chanos (milkfish)
Lineage: Eukaryota; Metazoa; Chordata; Actinopteri; Gonorynchiformes; Chanidae
Gene: atp5pb
Product: ATP synthase peripheral stalk-membrane subunit b
Exons: 7
Coding region: 87-845 (252 amino acids)
Biological process (GO): proton motive force-driven ATP synthesis
Molecular function (GO): proton-transporting ATP synthase activity, rotational mechanism
Source: RefSeq, a predicted model, not a curated record
CGCCAUAGUUGUUCCCUUGCAGAAGGGCAGAGUGUGCGUUGUGGAAUAAUUUGCGGCCCGAGCACUUGACACUUCAUCUGUCAGACAUGCUGUCGAGACUUGUGCUCGUUUCAGGCCCUGCCCUCAAAAACAGUGGUUCAUUCGGAGCUUGCCUGGUCCAGGCCUCUCGUUCUCUGCAUUCAUCCCCUCAGAGUCAGGCACCAGUACCCCCACUGCCUGAGAAAGGAGGCAAAGUACGCCAUGGCAUUUUCCCAGAGGAGCUGUUCACACUGCUGUACCCCAAGACUGGUGUCACAGGGCCAUAUAUGUUAGGCACUGGCCUGCUCUUGUACAUGCUUUCCAAGGAAAUCUACGUUAUUAACCACGAGACCUUCGCCGCCGCCUCCAUCGGUGCUGUCAUUAUUUACGGAGUCAAGAAAUUUGGCCCCAGCGUUGCAUCUUUUGCCGACAAACUGAAUGAGGAGAAAGUGGCCAAGGCUCAGGAGGUGAAGGACAUAGCCGUGACCAGCUUGGCUCAAGCCAUCGAGGAUGAGAAGAAAGAGCAGUGGAGAGCUGAGGGAAGACAAAUGCUCUUUGACGCCAAGAGGAACAACGUAGCCAUGCUACUGGAGACCAAUUACAGAGAGAGGCUGCACAUGGUGACCAGUGAGGUGAAGAAGAGGUUGGACUACCAGAUUGCUCUGCAGAACCUUCACCGCCGCAUGGAGCAGGAGCAUAUGGUGAACUGGGUGGAGAAGAACGUCAUCCAGAGCAUUACUCCUCAGCAGGAGAAAGAGAGCAUUGCCAAGUGCAUUGCUGACCUGAAAGUACUGGCCAAAGCCACCCAGGCCAAGGCAACAGCAUAGAGACUCCACGCUCACCCCACCUCAGCUCUGUGUCCAUUAACGAGCAUUCUGUUUUUCUUUAUUAAUGAACUAUUUCCUGUUGAAGAUGGUUUGACUGUCUCGUCAAAAAUGUACAUAAACCUAAUAAAUAAAAGGUUUGAUUAUUCA